CUGCAGUACCUUCCCAGCCGCUCCAUGAGGUUGUUCAUCGAGUUCAACAAGUCCUUCCUCCAGUUCGUACGGAAGUUCGUCAAAGAGCACUACCAGACCUAUGACAAGAACAACAUCCGAGACAUCACUGACUCCCUCAUUGAGCAGUGCCUGGAUGAAAAACUGGAAGCAGAUCCUGCCACGCAGAUCCCUAAGGAGAAGAUUGUCAACCUUGUGAACGACCUCUUUGGGGCAGGCUUUGACACUGUGACCACUGCCCUGUCCUGGAGCCUCAUGUACCUCGUGACAUAUCCCGACAUCCAGAAGAGGAUCCAGGAAGAACUGGAGCAGACCAUCGGCCGGGAGCGCAGGCCGAGGCUGUCGGACCGGGGCAAGCUGCCCUACACAGAAGCCUUCAUCCUGGAGAUGUUCAGGCAUUCCUCCUUCAUGCCCUUCACCAUCCCGCACAGCACGACCAGGGACACGGCGCUGAACGGUUACUACAUCCCAAAGGACCGCUGCGUGUUUAUCAACCAGUGGCAAGUAAACCAUGACGAGAAACUUUGGAAGGAUCCACUGACCUUCAAGCCAGAGCGUUUCCUCAAUGCUGAGGGCACCGAAGUGAAUAAAAUGGAAGGGAUGAAGGUGCUGAUUUUCGGCCUGGGGAAGAGGAAUUGCGCUGGGGAGACCAUUGGGAGGUGGCAGGUCUUCCUUUUCCUGACCACCUUGCUGCAGCAGCUGGAGUUCAGUGUGUGUGAUGGCAAGGAGGUGGACAUGACGCAACUCUAUGGGCUGACCCUGAAGCACCACCGGUGUGAGCACUUCCAGGUGAAGCAGCGCUUCCCCAUCAAGAGCAUGGGCUGAGCAGAGAGCUUCUCCAUGGCCUGGACAUCACCGGGAGGGCCAAGACCUGGCUGUCCUUGGAGCACAUCUGGGUCUAGUACAGCUAUAUGGCAUGGUGUAAUAAACUGAAG
Messenger RNA from Nestor notabilis (Kea), 953 nucleotides. RefSeq names its product cytochrome P450 1A5-like. Gene Ontology annotation, molecular function: heme binding; iron ion binding; steroid 17-alpha-monooxygenase activity. The record is from RefSeq and is a predicted model, not a curated record. Gene Ontology annotation, biological process: hormone biosynthetic process; progesterone metabolic process. The coding region runs from base 25 to 843 and encodes 272 amino acids. Lineage: Eukaryota; Metazoa; Chordata; Aves; Psittaciformes; Psittacidae. The transcript has 6 exons.